AUGGAGGAGUUGACACUCCUGUUUCGGCAUCUGCCUGCAGAGCUAAGUGUGGAUGAAAGAAAAGACUUACUUCACUAUCUUGGAGCUUCACGGGUGAAAGUCAUGGGCAAAUCUGGUGCUAUGAAAAAUACAGCCUUUGCAGUUUUUGGAAACAAAGAACAAGCUACACAGGUGUUGAAGCAGCUUCACCAGGUUGAAUUUCUUGGAUCCAGGCUGGUGGUAGAGUUUGCCAAGACACAGUUACCCUCUGGUGAUAGUUUGACAACUCAGAAGGGACUAUCAAAAGAGAACGGAACGGACGAUGAGGACAGCACAAAGGCAAAAAGGGAGAAGGAAAUUCAACAGCAACUGGAGCCAAGGGAGAUCAAAUUUGAUAAAACUUUUGCUACAUGGGGUUUAAAAUAUCCUCGCCGCCCAGAACUUCGGUAUUCUUAUCCACCACCGACGCAAUCAAUUCUUACCAACAUUCUGAAUGCGCUGGCUGCAGUACCAAAGUUCUAUGUUCAGGUGUUGCACCUGAUGAACAAGAUGGAUCUUCCAGCACCAUUUGGUGCAGUAACACCAUCACCACCAAUACAUCCCGAUAUCAGGGAGCCAUCACAGCCUGACAAUGUGGAUGCACUGGAGAUGGAUAUUUCAAGUGAAACAGAAUCUGAGUUGGAAAGUGGGGAAGAAAAUGAGAAAGAACCAAGGCAGAAGAAAGAGCGCCUAUCUAAGAGGCCACAAAAGAAACAUCUGAAGACACGGGCUGUUAAGAAGCCUAGACUGUCUGAUCUCCAGGAUAGUGGAGUUCCUGUCUCAUCAUUCACUGAAACUCUUCCGGUCAGCCAAGUCUUUGAGCAGGUCAUUGAGGCACCUGCAGGCAGCAAAAAAAUUGAACUGAAGUUGCCCUCUUCACUUGUGUCAGCUGCAGUUCCUAAACAUGUUCAAGGACAAAUGCAGCAGUUUAACCCAUAUUCAACAUAUCCACAAUUUACUCAGAGUCACACCAUGCCAGGCUUUGUAUAUCCGCAUACGGGAGCAUCUAUGGCUAGUAAGCAACAUCAACAGCUGCUACCAGUGGCUCAAACACAAGUAUCUACAACAACAUUGCCAGUUCCUUUGCAAAGACAGCAUCCAGUACCUCCCCCGCCUCCUGCUUUUCAAGAACAACAACAUGUACUGGCACCACCAGUGACAGCAGAUGUGGAGACUGCAGGGGAUAGUGAAGGUAAUAGCAGUAACAUUUCUAUAACAUUUUAUUUAUCAUCAGAAACAGGAGGCUUUGGGAUUCUUCAACCUCUGCCGAAGGAACAGAGAAUGGAAGAGGAGGAAGGAAGUGCGGAUAAAGAAUGGUCCAAAUCCGAUUUCAUUUCUUCUUCAGAACUGAAGAGGUUGAAGUUAUCUAGUUCUGAAAGGAAAGAAUUGAGUGUAUUCAAAAAUUACAAUGAAGGAGAGCCAUCUUGCAGACUGUAUCUAAAAAAUCUGGCCAGGAAUGUAACAGAAGAGGACAUUCACUGGAUCUAUGGCCGAUAUGUAGACUGGGAGAAUGAGCUGGAAACAAACAUAUUUGAUAUCAAACUCAUGAAAGAGGGCAGAAUGAAAGGCCAAGCUUUUGUCACUUUACCAAAUGAGAAAUGUGCUGUAAAGGCAGUCAGAGAUACUAAUGGUCUUCUCUUGAAAGACAAGCCAAUGGUUGUGCAAUUUGCCAGGUCAGCCAAAGUCAAAAGUGACGAAGGAGCUAAAAAGAUUAAAUAA
Candidula unifasciata is the source of this 1737-nucleotide messenger RNA. NCBI's taxonomy places the organism in Eukaryota, Metazoa, Mollusca, Gastropoda, Stylommatophora, Geomitridae. The record is from the annotation of a GenBank genome assembly.